Diaporthe batatas is the source of this 2939-nucleotide messenger RNA. Its product is annotated as AAA family ATPase SEC18. Gene Ontology annotation, cellular component: Golgi stack. Gene Ontology annotation, biological process: intra-Golgi vesicle-mediated transport; SNARE complex disassembly; Golgi to plasma membrane protein transport. The record is from RefSeq and is a predicted model, not a curated record. Lineage: Eukaryota; Fungi; Ascomycota; Sordariomycetes; Diaporthales; Diaporthaceae. Gene Ontology annotation, molecular function: ATP binding; ATP hydrolysis activity. The transcript is spliced from 3 exons. Bases 212 to 2725 code for a protein of 837 amino acids.
AACGCCACCAGCUUCACAUGCAGCGCAUCUGCGACUUCCUAGUCCGACUGAGCACCGGACGCACCUGUAACUUGUCAACUUCAUCAAGAGUCAUACAAGACAACCCGGGCUCCCAUCUCUUGUCUUGAAUUUACACCAGACAACUACCACCGCCGUAGAACCAAACCACAGCCGAUCGCAUUCCACGACCACACUCACGACCACACUCGCGAUGAGCAGACUUCCCCCCGGCGGUGGCCUUCCCGGUGCCCCUUCAGAGAAGGACCCGCGCUAUGCAUAUGGGAGGUCGCCUCAACCACCACAGCCCCGCCCCAUGCGAGACCCAUACGCCCAGGGCGGCGACCCUCGUCCCAUGUCCAACAGACCUGCCCCGCCCGCCGCCAACCAAUACUCAAACGCCCAGAGGAACAGGCUUGCCCUGACCGUCGACGACCAGAAGGGAAUCGAGGCCAAGUACCUCGAGGGCUACCACAGGACCAACGUCGCUGCUGUCAACGGCCAGGACUGGGGUCUAGCCAGCGAGCGCGACACAACCUUCAUCAAGAUCAACAACCGCGGUCGCGAAUAUGUCAUCACAGUCAGGCCCUUCCCGAUGGUGCCACCCGGCUGCAUCUGGUUCGGCGAACCGCACCGCAUGACCCUGGGCGUUGCCCUCAACGACAAGGUCGACGCCGAGUCCUUCAACCCCAUCGAGCUGGGCCAGAAGGGCUACCUGGGCUCUGUCGAUGUUUCCGUCACCUUUGCUUCGGUCAGGAGCAUGCCCAACACCCCAUACAGGCACCAGGACCUCCAGACCCUGUUCAUCAACAAGUUCAGGGGCCAGAUCCUCGCCCCGGGCCAGCAGCUGAUCCUCCGUAUCGACAACGAACAGAUCCCCGUGCGGUGUAUUGUCAAGGGCGUCACCCUGGUCGAUGAGGCAAACACAUCCUCCAAGGCAGGCCAGGCGAAUGCUCUCUUGGACCCCACCGAUGAGAACCCCCUCGCCAGAGGUAUCCUGGGUGACCACACCCAGGUCUUUUUGCAGAAGGGGACACCCCCCACAGAGAAGAUGAUCCCCAUCAACAUCACCGGUGCGCCUAGACGUGGUGGGAACGCCGUCGUGCGACCAGACUUCAACUUCUCUUCCUUGGGCAUUGGAGGUCUCGACGAUGAGUUCACCACGGUUUUCCGCAGAGCUUUCGCCUCCCGGAUUUUCCCACCGUCUGUCAUCGACCAGCUCGGCCUCUUGCACGUCAAGGGAAUCCUGCUCUACGGGCCCCCUGGAACCGGAAAGACAUUGAUUGCGCGUCAGAUUGGAAAGAUGCUCCAGGCCAAGGAGCCCAAGGUCAUCAACGGCCCUGAGGUCCUGAACAAGUUUGUUGGUCAGUCCGAGGAGAACAUCCGGAAGCUGUUCGCAGAUGCCGAGAAGGAGUACAAGGAGAAGGGGGACGACAGCGAGCUACACGUCAUCAUCUUCGACGAGCUGGAUGCCGUCUGCAAGCAGCGAGGCUCGGGCGCUGGCGGUGGCACGGGCGUCGGCGACAGCGUGGUGAACCAGCUGCUCAGUAAGCUGGACGGUGUAGACCAGUUGAACAACAUUCUCCUCAUCGGAAUGACAAACAGGAAGGACAUGAUCGAUGACGCGCUCCUGCGGCCCGGUCGUCUCGAGGUUCAGGUCGAGAUCAGCCUUCCCGACGAGAAGGGUCGGCAACAGAUUCUUGCGAUCCACACCAAGAAGAUGAAGGACAACGGCAGGCUCGCAGAGGACGUGGACCUGGCAGAGCUCGCAGGUUUGACCAAGAACUUCUCCGGUGCCGAGAUCAACGGUCUCUGCAAGAGCGCAGCAUCUUUCGCCUUCCAGAGGCACACCAAGGCAGGCACCAUGGCCGGCAUCUCAAGCGAUGCGGCAGAACUCGUCAUCACCCGGGCGGACUUCAUGGGCGCGCUCUCCGAAGUCACGCCGGCGUUUGGUGUGUCCGAGGAUGAGCUCACCAGGGCCAUCAUCUACGGCAUCAUACCAUUCUCGAGGAACAUCGACAGGAUCAUCCAGUCCUGCAUGAUCUACAUCGACGGCCUCCGGAGCGAGACGACCAGGUCGCCCAACGUCUCGCUGCUCUUCCACGGCCCAAGCGGGAGCGGAAAGACCUCGCUUGCCGCGCACAUCGCGCAGAUGUCCGAGUUCCCCUUCGUCAAGGUCAUCUCCCCCGAGCUGCUGGUUAGCUACCGCAGCGAGAACGCCAAGAGCGAUCAGAUCCACAAGUACUUCACAGAUGCGUUCAAGUCGCCCUUGAGCAUCUUGAUCGUGGACGACAUCGAAGGUCUUAUUGAGUGGAACCCCGUCGGCCCGCGCAUGUCGAACCUGGUGCUUCAAACCCUGAGGGCACUCCUCCGAACAGUUCCUCCUAAGAACCACCGCCUCCUCGUCAUGGGCACGACGUCGCGGCGCAGCGUGCUGCAGCAGCUCGACUUCACGGACACGGUCUUUGACAAGGAGAUCGCCGUGCCGAGCCUGGGCGGGCUCAACGAGCUCGAGAGGGUGCUGCGCGAGCAGGAGACCUUCCGGGACGGGUCCUCGAUGGUCGAGGCCAUGAACCUGGUCGCCGAGGCCACGCAGGGGUCCAACCAGGUCGGCGUGGGCAUCAAGAACAUCCUCAAGGUCGCCGAGAGCGCCAAGGCGCUCGACGAGGACAGCAAGGCCCAGUGGUUUGCCGAGGAGAUGCAGGUGCUCAUGUCGAGGGGGUUCUGAGGCGGGUGUGGGGUUUGCAGUCGGGGUUUGGGAUGACCGGCCCUGAGACGGCUAUGAGACGGCUGGGUUAGAUGGUUAGAGCGGUAUGGUCUCGUCCCUUGCGUAUAAAGCUAUAUACAACAAGAGGGUUCUGUUUGAAGAGACUUAUUGCACAAGAUGCUUUUCUAUAGUAGUUAGAGUCUUCUAAAUCAUCUAUUCUAUCUUCUGUCCUAGA